Messenger RNA from Lineus longissimus, 3472 nucleotides. RefSeq names its product calcium-activated chloride channel regulator 1-like. Bases 26 to 2926 code for a protein of 966 amino acids. NCBI's taxonomy places the organism in Eukaryota, Metazoa, Nemertea, Pilidiophora, Heteronemertea, Lineidae. The record is from RefSeq and is a predicted model, not a curated record. The transcript is spliced from 14 exons.
CUGAGACAGUGACACCUUUUUCAAAAUGGCUGCUCCUUUUCUUCUUCUGAGUGUCGUAGCUGUCCUGUUUGGACCGAGCUCACAGCUUCCGAACGAAGUCAAGUUGGAGAAAAAUGCCUACAAAGAAGUCUUGGUUGCUAUCGGUAGUGACGUCAAAGAGAAUGAUGACGUCAUUAAAAGGAUACAGGAUGUCUUCACCAAAGCCUCCGUCCGCCUGCACACAGCCACCCGCCAACGCGUCUACUUCAACUCGGUCAACAUACUGAUCCCGGAUACGUGGCAACCCAAACCGGAAUACCAGAUCCCGCAGUCCGGGCAGACUUUUGAUUCAUCUAAUGUUCGGAUUGACACGCCUAACCCGGUGUGGGGCAACAACCCGUACACCAAGCAGCUCGGGGGCUGCGGAGAGGCGGGAGAAUUCAUCCAUCUUACGCCGGAGUACCUUCUGAAAAAGAAUGCGUCGGAAUAUAGAUGGGGGCCACCGGAUAAGUCACUUGUCCACGAGUGGGGCCAUCUGCGAUGGGGUCUUUUUGAUGAAUAUCCUAUCGAUAAAGAAGGCGACAGCCAUUUUUAUCAGACGGGGACGCGACUCAAUCCAGUCAGAUGCACAGAAGACGUCCGUGGCCGGCCGCUGAACAGUAAAACAUUCGACCGCUGCAAAGUCGACCGUGCGACCCUCCAGGUCGAGAAGGACUGCAGGUUUUAUCCCGAUCUCAAAGAGAACAGCGUCAAGGCGUCGCAGAUGUACAUGCAGUUCAUUGACUCUGUUCAGGAUUUCUGCGAUGAUGGGACCCUAGGUGAUUCGUUGAUUAUCCACAACCGCCUGGCCCCAAACAAGCAGAACAGAAUGUGCGGGGGUCAGAGCGCCUGGGAGGUGAUGAGGAAGCACAUGGACUUUAAAGAUGGAGCCAAUCCAGCCACUGUCAGCGUUCCCGCUACAUCUUUCCAGCUGCUGCAGAGAAAAUCCAAAAGGGUGGUUCUGCUGUUAGAUACGUCCACGAGUAUGCUUACACCUGAUGAGAUACCCAUUACAUUGAUGAUCCAGGCGGCGAGGUACUACAUCCUUGACCUCCUAGAAGCGGGAACACAACUCAGCGUCAUCACAUUCGACAAGGCUGCGGUGGUCAAGAUGCCCCUGAUUAAGAUCACGGACAUGGCCAGUAGACAGGCAAUGCUGGAGUUCCUACCUCGGAAGAAUGAGACUGCAGAUGCGACGGCGUUGGGUGCAGGACUUUUGCAGUCAGUUGGGGUGUUGACAGACGGUGGGAGUAACAAUGACGGCGCAAAAGGUUCUAAAAUCAUCGUGAUCAGUGAUGGCCAGCAAACAGCGCAGCCGUCUGCAGAAGAAAUCAUGAGAGAUGAUGUUAUCCCCCGAAACAUCGUGGUGGAUACCGUCGCGUAUAGUAGCGAGGCUGACCUCUAUCUCUCGGAGAUGUCCGCGACCACUGGAGGGAAGUCGUUCUUCAUUUCAUCGGACCUGGCUUCUACUGGUCUAUUCGAUGCCAUGAACGCCAUUGGGACAAGCGACGAGUCUGACCUACGGACCGCUCCGGUUACAGUAGAAAGUUCGGCCAUGACAGUCAGCCCACCAAACUCGACCCAAGGUAGCUUCUUUAUCGAUUCAACCAUUGGUAAUAACACGAAGAUGAUGUACGCUUACCUUAUUGACACUGAGGUUGAGGUCAAGGUCACAAGCCCAAGUGGUGUCGUUUUUGAUAAAAACAGCCCAAACUACAGCAACGAUAGAACGUUGAAGCAGAUUGAAAUCGAUGUUCCAGCAACGGCCGAGGUCGGUGAAUGGAAGUACGAAAUCACCGCCCAGAAGGAAACGACGGUGAUGGCCCAUGUUCUCUCCAAGGCAAAGGGCGACAAAGAAGACGCGAUCAGAGUCCAGUCAUUCUUCGGCAAAGGCGCGAAAACUCUAGGCGAGGAGGCUGCGGCCCAGUUAACUAUUUUUGCACAGGUAACCCGUGGCUACGCCCCAGUCAUCGGCGUAAAUGUGAUCGCCAUCAUCGAAGGUGAUAACACGAAGAUAUUUGUGCCCCUUCAGGAUAAGGGAAUAGGUGUCGACAUAACGAAAGACGAUGGCAUCUACUCUGGUAUGUUCACCCGUCAUCUGAUUAACGUCGGAGGAAGAUAUAAUGUCAAGAUUAACGUAGAUAAUCCAGAAAACAAAGGAAAGAUCGCGACAUCUGGCGGCGGCUCGGGCGCACUUACUAUUCCGAGGAAUAUUACAGAUCCUAUACCCUCGGAGGUCAAGUACGAAGACGUCGGAAGCAUGAAGCGGGUGGCUGUGGCGGGAGAGAUGCAGGUCGAUCCCCCGAUUAAUGAGGCUGAGGUCAAGGACGUCAUACCACCCCCAAGAAUAACAGACCUGAAGGUUACGAUGGUAACAUUAAACGACUCCAUUUUGACCUUGACCUGGACUGCCGUAGGUGAUGACGUCAGUCGAGGAAAUGAAACCGUCUAUGACCUAAGAGUUGGUUCAUACGAAGAAAUCCUAGACAAACCGGAUCAAUCGACUAGCAUUAACAUGAUCACCCUGCAGCCUCCAGAAAUCGCAGGUGAGGUGGAGACGCGGCAAAUUGACUUGUCAUUAUUUGAUCACAACCACCAGACGCACUUCUUCCGAAUCCGAAGCACAGACGAGGCGGGCAAUUCCGCGGAAUACUCCAACAUCGUCAGUGUCGUUUUAGCACUUCCCGAGACCUUCUCAAGUGGCGGUGCAGUUGUUUUUGCUGGAGAUGAAGUGCCCGUGGCCGGACCUGGUGAUAACACUGCCAUUAUUGCCAUUGCUUGCAUUUUUGGUAUCAUUGGCUUUGCUGUCCUUGUGGUGGCAGUUUUUGCAAUCAUUUACGCUGUGAACAAGAGGAAGGUGGGUGGAGAUACCGUGGUGACGUAUGAUAACGCAGCGUGUAAAGUCUAGGCAUCAACCACCAAGAUAAAGCUGCUCACACGCAUGCACAUGCAACGCAUGCACCUCCGCGAGCUGUGUGCGAUCAGAAAGUCUCUGCGAGUAAUAGGUCUGCACGAUCAAGGAACAUUUGCAAUAUAUGUAUUUUGUAUUUUUGUAGUACAUGUAUUAUGAAAUCACCGAAGUGACAGCUUUGGACAGUGUACAAAUAGAAGUGGCAAUCUUCUGUGUGGUUACAUUCGGUUCUAUUUUGAUAACGACUUUUGCUUAUGCAUGUACAUGUACUUAUAUGACGUGGGGGUAAAAAAGCCUAAUCUCAGGCUUUGAGCAGACUCGCAACAGUGGUAUUUUUAAAAAACAUGGACGCUUCUGUUUUUGUUCAUGCAGUUCAGCUUUAAUAGCUAGAAUAUUUAAUGCGUACAUGAAUAGACUUUUAUUCGUUACAUUAAGGUUGCAGUUUUAAAUACCAAGUUCACAUAGUUACAGCGUUUUAAAAAAAUCUUCCUAACAAAAAGGCAAGUGUGUCGUAUAGAAAAGAUACACCCCGUAUAGUAUUUA